Messenger RNA from Triplophysa rosa, 2819 nucleotides. RefSeq names its product Fas apoptotic inhibitory molecule 2a (gene faim2a). The record is from RefSeq and is a predicted model, not a curated record. Gene Ontology annotation, biological process: negative regulation of apoptotic signaling pathway. Gene Ontology annotation, cellular component: endoplasmic reticulum; Golgi apparatus; membrane. The coding region runs from base 112 to 1035 and encodes 307 amino acids. Lineage: Eukaryota; Metazoa; Chordata; Actinopteri; Cypriniformes; Nemacheilidae. The transcript has 12 exons.
GGCGUCGUCAUUUCCGGAAACACCGGAUGUACGUCAGGACACGGUUGAAUUGAUUGUUUUUACUUGAAAACGCGAUUGGCUUUUAUCCGUUACGGUUACAGAAAGUAGACCAUGAGUUUGCCAGCUGCACCACCCAGCUAUGCCGAAGCCACGGCAGGCGAUAAAGAACACGGAACUGGAAACCUAAAUUAUGCCAGUCAGCCGCCCCCAAUGCCGCCUCUAUCCCUGCCCAUGCAUCCCAACUGGGCUUACGUGCAUCCUGGCCCCAGUCCGGGGUAUUCAAAUCCUUACGCUGCGGACAUGUCCUCGCCCUUCUCUGAUCCCAGCUCCAGCAGUAGCUUUGAUGGCUUGAAUGGGAGCAACUGGGAGGACAAGAAUAUCCGCCGCAUGUUCAUCAGAAAGGUCUUCUGUAUCCUCAUGGUUCAGCUGAUGGUCACAUUUGGUGUGGUGUCACUCUUCACAUUUUGUGAGCCAGUCCGGAAGUUUGUCCAGUACAAUCGGGUGUUUUAUCUAACCUCAUACAUGACUUUCAUGGGAACCUACCUGAUGCUUGUAUGCAGCACAAAUGCACGGCGAAGAUACCCUACCAACAUGUGUCUCCUUGGCAUUUUUACUUUGGCAAUGUCCUAUAUGGCAGGCAUGCUUGCGAGCUAUCAUAAUACCAAAGUGGUGAUGAUGUGUGUGGGCAUCACAGCCCUGGUGUGUCUGGCCAUCACGCUCUUCUGUUUUCAGUCCAGGGUUGACUUCACCACCUGUCAUGGAUUACUCUUCUCCCUCAUGAUGGUGCUAAUGAUAACUGGCCUUCUGCUUUUCUUCACAGCUCCGUUCGGAUAUAUACCUUGGCUGCACACUGCUUAUGCCGGAUUUGGUGCUCUGGUGUUCACCCUGUUUUUGGCGUUUGACAUGCAGCUGUUGAUUGGGAACAGGCGGUACUCUCUGAAUCCAGAGGAGCACGUGUUCGGAGCCAUCUGCCUCUACAUGGACGUCAUCUACAUAUUCCUCUUUUUCCUUCAGCUCUUUGGAAGCCGUGAGUGAGGUGUUCGUGCGGCACCCUCCAAAGGCCAGGCUGGAGAUCAGCCUUAUCCCCUAUUAAACAUACAUACACACACCCCCUUCUCAGUUACUCCAAGGUUUGGUGAGGAGAGAGCAGUCUUCCUUCAUUCUGUGUGGCAGUUUGAUUUGUGAUAUUGUUUUUAUGUCCUGGUCGUGAUCAGGCGGCUCUUUGCACACCUGUAAUGCACCCUGGUUGCGAGAAAACCACACUACCAAUCAGACAAACACAUGCUGUUUAGGAUAGACAAUCCCCUGCAAACGACCAGUGAGGAGGGUGAUCAAUGAAACAUCUCAGUUCUGUCCCGUGAUUUGAAAUGCAUCAGCACAAAAUCAUGGUUAGAAUUCCAGUAGAGUUAAAAAAGUAACGUGUGUGAUUCAGUGGGGAAUAUAGUGACAGUAUUUUUCAAUGGUAUUAUAUCUUCGUUUGCACGUUGUAUAGUUGAAGUUAAUCUUACACCGGACAGGCAGCUCUUUGCUGAUGAUUAUUGAAUAUAUAACAGUCAUAGGCUUUUAAUCAGUUUCGUCAACAAGUAAAAUAUUGCGGCGAAUAGCUGAGCCAGGUCCAUUUGUAAACGUUUGUUUUCCUUGUGCAAUAACCGGUUCUUUACUGGAGGACAGCAGCUGUACCUACAGAAAGUUGUUGCCGUCUGUAUUUUGUGCCUCCUUUGAAUGCUGGUUAAUAAUGAGGUAUUGUUGUAUGCAGUUUUAGGGUUGCUUUACAUGUGCAGCCUAAUCUAUAAAAAAUAUGCUGUGUGCCAAAUGUAACCCUGUCACGUGAUGAGGACAGAGUUUUUAAUUGUGGCACGUCGUCCAACAGGUCAGUCGUGAGGUCUGCAAUAUACUGUAUGUGUCUAUAGAUUGCCUGAGUUGUGUGAUGCUUGGGUGUUUAUGCUCAUUUUCAAGACUUGCUUUUAAAAAUAUUGAUUUCCACAUUUGAGUUAAAUGUCUUAAGUACUGACAUAUUAGGUGCUGAUUUGUUUAGAAAGAGAUGAUGAGAAGAAGACGGGGGCAUACUUUAUUACAUGGGAUUAUGUGUUCCAAUGAACACAGGACUGUAUUUCCAUUGGCUUUAACAUAAAACAAAUCUUUUGUCUCUUAAGAACUUACAGGUAUAGAGAAUGAGUGUUUUUUUCUGUAAUGUUUACCUGUAUUGACAUUCCUCUCUGCUUGUGUUUUUGUAAUGCAUCUGUAAGCUAACCAUUCUUCUAAGUGGAUAGAUCAUUUAUUCCUGAAACAGUAAAACAUACCAAUACACUUCAUCUCUUGGUUUAACGUUAACAAAACAUUGCCAGAAUAAGUGGCCGUUUGGGAAAAACCCUUUGUACAUAUUUUUCUGAAUGCAUUUUUUGGUAUUAAAUGUGCACAGGUUUAAGUUCAAAAAGUUCAGUUCUGUCAGUUAAGUUUGAUUUUAAAAACAUUUUAGGCGGAGGACUUAAGCUGAUCUAUGUAUUUUAUGUGCAGUUGAUAGUGUGCAUAUUAAGUGUGAGUGUUUUUUUUGUGUGUAUGUGGAUCACCCUAUGCCUUUUCUCUCUCUGUGUGCACUUAUGUGUCUAACCUAUAAACACUGCAUGAUCUGUGAUACAGAGACUCUUAUUGUAAUGUCACUGAAUGUGUGGUAACAUAAAACUGAAAAGAGAUUACUACAAAGAUUCCUGUAAAAAACUGACACUGCGGACAGUGGAUAACAACAGGAUACUGUGUUUUGAAACCUCAUCAGUUCUUUACAAUUAAUAAAUGAAAGAGUGAAUCAAUAAUUGAUAUCUUGU